Cyprinodon tularosa is the source of this 1730-nucleotide messenger RNA. RefSeq names its product RNA binding motif protein 41 (gene rbm41). The transcript has 7 exons. Lineage: Eukaryota; Metazoa; Chordata; Actinopteri; Cyprinodontiformes; Cyprinodontidae. Gene Ontology annotation, cellular component: U12-type spliceosomal complex. Gene Ontology annotation, biological process: mRNA splicing, via spliceosome. Gene Ontology annotation, molecular function: pre-mRNA intronic binding; U12 snRNA binding. The record is from RefSeq and is a predicted model, not a curated record. Bases 63 to 1730 code for a protein of 555 amino acids.
UAAAUUGAACUACAUUUCCCAUCAUCCCUUGUUACCGGAUACGGAAAUUCUAAACGGGAAGAAUGCGGAGAGUGAGCCGGAGAGCCUGUGAGGAGGGCCCCCUGCUGGAGGAGCAGGAGACGGAGGGCCAGAGGCAGCUGCACAGCCUCCUGCUGCAGCAGCUCCACACCGCUGUUGACAUCGAUCGAUGUGUUGCUAAGAAGCAGUGCUUUGCUCCAGCUGCGCUUUAUCGGCCGUUUGGGGAUCAGGCGGCGGGGGUGAGAAGCCUCUCCCAGUUCCAGGCUCUGCAGGAUGGGGAGAAGGAGCUGGUCAGUCUGAGGGAACUGGGCCUCACUGACGCUGAGAUCCAGCUGUGGCAGAGCAGAAAUGCACCGGACUCAGGAGACAAGCCCAGCGGCGUGGGCGCAGCUCCGGAUGCAAAGCAGCAGCGUCUGCAAACCAUCCGGGACAAGAUGGCAGCCAGAGCAGAGCUCCUGUCCCGACCGCAGCGCUUCUCCGCCAGCAGGCCGCUCUCACGCCGGGAGAUGGAGAUCGAACAAGCGCUGUUCCACGGGAACGAGCGGCUGGGAUUUCUCACAGCCCUUUACCAUCGAGAUGGCAAUGCAGACGAGAACCAGCAGGGGGCGUCAUCCUCUGACCCAAUGGACUCUAUUUACAGAGAUGUUUUGAGGUGUCAGACACAAAUAUCACCAGAGGACUCUUCCGGUCAUCAGAACCUGGAAUCAUCAGCUUCAUCCACAUCUGGAGCGACAUGGGACCAAUCAGAACGCUUUGAGAGCAGCACCAGCCAAUCAAACGAGCCCUCUGGCUGUGAGCCAGAUCCUCAGAGCGAGGAUGCCUCAGAGCAGCUGCAGAAACCUCAGGACAGAGUAGAGACAGACCAACCGGAUCCUCCCGUACGCAUAGAUGUGAACCGACCAAUCGGCAGCCUGGCUGGAGCAUCAGCGGCCCGCUCAGGAAAACCGCUGACUGCCUGCGGGGAGAUCGAGACGCUGACGGAUGAGGAAAUUCUGAACAACCGUGAAUCUGAGGAGGGGAUCCGAAGCAUCCCGAGGUUCAAGAGCUACCAGCCAGGAAACGCUUCGAAGGUUCUGUGUGUGAAGAACCUGAGUGCCCAGGCGUCCAUCGCCCAGCUGGUGGCGCUGUUCUCCAGAUUUGAGCAGAAGGACGGCCCUCCGGUUGUUUACCGGCUGCUGACGGGAAGGAUGAAAGGUCAGGCCUUCAUCACGCUGCCAGACUGUGAAGCAGCUCAGAAGGCCCUGCAGUUGGUCCAUGGAUACCGGCUGCUGGGGAAACCUUUGGUGGUUGAGUUUGGCCGUGAGCGACAAGAAGAGGAAAAAAGGAAGCAGGAAGGACAGACGGAGGAGAACAGGAAGAAGGAAGGAGAGACGGAGGAGAAAAGGAAGCAGGAAGGAGGGACGGAGGAGAAAAGGAAGCAGGAAGGAGGGACGGAGGAGAACAGGAAGCAGGAAGGAGAGACGGAGGAGAAAAGGAAGCAGGAAGGAGGGACGGAGGAGAAAAGGAAGCAGGAAGGAGGGACGGAGGAGAACAGGAAGCAGGAAGGAGAGACGGAGGAGAAAAGGAAGCAGGAAGGAGAGACGGAGGAGAACAGGAAGCAGGGAGGAGAGACGGAGGAGAAAAGGAAGCAGGAAGGAAUGACGGAGGAGAACAGGAAGCAGGAAGAAGAGACGGAGGAGAACAGGAAGCAGGAAGGAGAAAGAGAGAAUUAA